Messenger RNA from Spinacia oleracea (spinach), 1119 nucleotides. RefSeq lists its product as uncharacterized. NCBI's taxonomy places the organism in Eukaryota, Viridiplantae, Streptophyta, Magnoliopsida, Caryophyllales, Amaranthaceae. The record is from RefSeq and is a predicted model, not a curated record. Bases 1 to 1119 code for a protein of 372 amino acids. The transcript is spliced from 4 exons.
AUGGAAAAGAGGACGUCAACGAGUUCUUAUGGCUUAAAAAGGCUUGAGUUUUCAGGUCAUAUGUUUGAAGGAAGAAGCCGAUCAGAAGCCUCCAAACUGCAGAUGGUUAAUAAUCCACUGCUUCCUGCAACUUAUUGCGGCAUUGUUCUUUUUUUCUGGGAAUUUAAUGAAAACGCGCGUUUUGUGUUUAAUGUUGGUCGUUUUGAUCCCGGUGCACCUAGAGCUACGUGCACACACCUGCACUAUCAAAAUUGCGGUUCAGCCUGGAAGGUUGGAGAUGGAAACAAUAUCAUAGCAGGAAGGGAUAACUGGGUCCAUGGAAAGGUACCUGUUUUUGCUUCCCAUAUUCGUUUAACAGGUGCAAAGUUGUGGAGAGUCAGUCAUUUUAUUCGGGCUUCGGAACUUCGAUGGAAUGCAGCACUAAUUAGAGACUCCUUUGAUAAUAAUGAUGCAAAUUCUAUCCUGUCUGUUGAGCUUCCAUCUAGUUCAGUUUCAGUUCCAGACCGAUUAUAUUGGCCUAAAAACAAAGUUGGGAAUUUCACAGUCAAAACUGGUUACGCUUUCUUACAAGAGCAGCUCACUGACCAGGAUGCUAGUUUUGGUUUUAGGCAGAAUAGGUUUGUUCCAUUUUUUAAAUUACUCUGGGAUCUUAAAAUUCUUCCAAAAUGGAAGCUUUUUAUAUGGAAGAUAAUGGUUGAGGGGCUGCCAAUGAAAGCUAGUCUAGAGCGGAGAGGAAUUUCGUUAGAUAUUUCGUGUGACCUAUGCAGUGACUUUUCUGAGGAUGCGCAACACAUGUUUCGCCAUUGUAAAUUGGCUCAAGAUGUGUGGAGGAGUAGUAUGUUAGGCAUCUACUCAAAUUUUAAUGAGAAUCAUUCUCUUCAACAAUGGAUUCUCAACUAUAUCCAGCUUUUUAUUAGCGAGGAUGGCAAGUACAGUGAUCAAGUAGUCACUUUCAUAGGGAUCUUGUGGGCAUUACGGGUUACGCGAAAUUCAAGAGUUUUCCGUUCUGAGACUGGGGAUAUUCAAGAAGUUCAAACCCAAGUUACUUUAGCUUUGAAGGAGAAUGCAAUCUACAUGCAUAAAGAUAGUGAAAAUUGGGGUGUUCCACACACCACAUAG